AAACACGGUCUCCCUAAAACCCUUAAAAACGCUCUCUCCCGGCCCGACCGAUCUUCCUUCCCCCUCCUCCUCCUCCUCCUCCCGUUUCUUGACGCAGGUAUUUCCUUCUUCUUUCAUUCUCUCUAGUUGUCCUUAACAUGAUUCCAUCCUUCGAGGCUGCCGGCGAGGGUUUUGUGCGGACUUAAUCAUCAACAUGAAUCGCUACAAGAGCAAGUGAACGCCAUGGCCUUGCUGGCCAUGAACACCUUUGGGACUUUGCAGAGAGAUGCUCCGGCUGUACGAUUGUCACCUAACUAUCCUGAGCCAACAGCUAAUGCCUCAGAAGAGACAAUUGGCGCUGAGUAUCCAAAGACAAUGAGUGCCGCUCUAGUGGAAGCUGCAAAGAAGUUUGAUGUUCUUGUUACUGCCUUGCCCUUGUCAGGGGAAGAAGCUCAGCUCAAAAGAAUUGCAGAACUCCAGGAAGAGAAUAAAGCAGUAGGUUUGGAGCUUGAAAAACAACUAGAGGCUGCAGGCAUGUUAUUUUUCUACCAUACUGGAGUGGAUAUUCUCCAUUUACUUGUUUGUUUGUAAUCUGACUACUUUAAUGUUGUAUUAUUGUUGAUAUGAUAGUUUAUUUGAUCUACAGACAUGCAAUAAAUUUUUUCCAUCAUUGUGGUA
Messenger RNA from Zingiber officinale, 657 nucleotides. RefSeq names its product mediator of RNA polymerase II transcription subunit 21-like. Bases 223 to 570 code for a protein of 115 amino acids. The record is from RefSeq and is a predicted model, not a curated record. Gene Ontology annotation, biological process: regulation of transcription by RNA polymerase II. The transcript is spliced from 4 exons. Gene Ontology annotation, molecular function: transcription coregulator activity. NCBI's taxonomy places the organism in Eukaryota, Viridiplantae, Streptophyta, Magnoliopsida, Zingiberales, Zingiberaceae. Gene Ontology annotation, cellular component: mediator complex.